AUGGACCUACAGCAAUCACCAAAUACACCAGAAAAACCAAUGCGUCGUCAUACAAUCGAUGUUCAUACAUUAUCAAUGCCUCCUCGCUAUGAUUUUGUUUUACCAUCAUACAGUAGAGAUCGACGUGCAUCAUCGAUAAUAACAACUGUGCCAUCGGCAACUGUCAUAAAUGAUAAUUCCACAAAUGUUAACGUUCCAAUUCCUGAACAAAAUGCAUCAUCAUUCGAAAGAGUAGAUAAUAAAAAAGAAGAUGAUAAUCGAUAUUCAUUGGAACAAAUGAUUUCCUAUAGACAUGGACGGCAUGUUGCAGAUAAAGCAUUGUCACGCGACGUUAGAAAAUUUUAUGCUAGACAAGAUGAAAUAAUAGAUCACUAUUCAACCAUACAUAGGCGACAUACAUCUGGUUCAAUGCAUGAUGAACGUGCUGAACGACAUAAACGAUGGACGCUUAUACUUAUUAAAACAACCCUUGUUUCCAACAUUAUUCUUGUGGUCGGAAAAAUAUUCUCUGCUAUUAUUUCUAAAUCAUUAUCAAUUGCAUCAUCAGCAAUCGAUAGUACAAUCGAUUUAAUGUUAAAUUUUGCUAUUUGGUGGGCAGCUAGAGCUAUAAGAAAACGGAAUCCACACCUUUAUCCGCAAGGACGAACUCGCCUUGAACCUAUUAUCAUUAUUAUACUUAGUAUUGUCAUGUGUGCUGCUAGUUUUCAAGUUAUUUUCGAAGGAGUUCGUUCAGUUAUUGAAGAUGUUAACUAUUUUCGUAAUGUUAGUGGUUAUGCAUAUGAAAAACCACCGGUUGAUAUCAAUCCUGCGGCAAUUUCAAUUAUGUGUAUAACGAUUGUCAUUAAAAUUAUAUUGUCUGUAUUAUGUUAUCGAGUUUCGACACCAACAAUGUCAGCACUUUCUGCUGAUCAUCGAAACGAUGUUGUUGCUACCAUGGUAGCAUUAGUAUUCGGAAUUAUUGGUUCCAAAGCAAUAGACGGUGAAAUUAAACCAAGAGAAUUAUCAGUCAUUGAUCCGGUUGGUGCUAUCGUAAUCAGUUUAUAUAUCAUUAUCUGUUGGAUUCCUCAAGUUCGUCUUCAUAUUCGUAAUCUAACUGGUUAUACAGCUCCGGCUCAAGUUCUUCAACAAUUAACUUGGAUAGCAUUUCAUCAUUCAUCACUUAUACGCAAAAUAGAUACAGUACGAGCAUAUCAUUUUGGUACACAUUUUCUUGUCGAAAUUGAUGUUCUUCUUCCUGAUGAUUUACGUCUCAGUGAAGCAGUUCAUGUUGGUAUUGGUCUCGAACAAAAAAUAGAAGCAUUACCAGAUGUUGAACGUGCUUUUGUUCAUUUAAAUUGUGAAAAUACGAGUGCUAACCAUUGUAAUAGUACUGAUGAUCAAGAUCAUCAGUUAGUUGCUGCUGUCAAUCGACGGCAUCACAAGGUUGUUUGA
Rotaria sordida is the source of this 1431-nucleotide messenger RNA. The record is from the annotation of a GenBank genome assembly. NCBI's taxonomy places the organism in Eukaryota, Metazoa, Rotifera, Eurotatoria, Philodinida, Philodinidae.